Rosa chinensis is the source of this 2875-nucleotide messenger RNA. RefSeq names its product protein TRANSPARENT TESTA 9. Gene Ontology annotation, cellular component: endolysosome membrane; late endosome. The transcript is spliced from 20 exons. Bases 277 to 2592 code for a protein of 771 amino acids. Gene Ontology annotation, biological process: endosome to lysosome transport; endosomal transport; regulation of autophagosome maturation. The record is from RefSeq and is a predicted model, not a curated record. Lineage: Eukaryota; Viridiplantae; Streptophyta; Magnoliopsida; Rosales; Rosaceae.
AUGAAACCGUUGACAGUUGGUUGGGCAAAACAAACAGAAAAAAAGAAGAAGCAAACCUGCAAGCAAAUCCACCAAACCAUCAAAAUCGAAGACCAAACCAAAAACAAAGGCACAAAGCAUCUUCAACCCCCAAUUCCUAUGCCCAGCUAGAGUAGUAGACAGGUUGGUAGAUCCUCCUCCGCUUCUGAUCCUCGAUCAGUCUCGGUCUCAUCAUGUGGCGUUCUCUCUGGCGAUCCAUCGAUCGCUUCUCUCUCCAGUACUUCAAACACAUAAUCAAUGAACUGCAGCAAAUCAAAGUUGUGGAUAGGCAUAACAGGAUUUCUCUCUCUCUUUUCUGUUUCUGCUGUGCUCCCUCUCUACCAGGAAUUUGUCAUAGAUUUACUACAGUCCAUAGUGGAGCUAGUUACUUAUGGCGAUAGACAAGAUCCACUGAUUUUCGAAUGCUUUAUGGAAUACCAAGUUUUAGCAGAAUUUGUUCGUGUGCUGAAGAUCAGUAGAAAUUCAAGAAUUGAGGCACCAUUGCUCCAGUAUCUGAGUAUAAUGAUUCAAAACAUGAAUAGUGAACAUUCAAUUUAUUAUUGUUUGAGCAAUGACUAUAUCAACUGCAUUAUUGGACAUGAGUUUGAAUUUGAAGGAGACCUAGCACUAUAUUAUGUAUCCUUCUUGAGAGCAGUGAGCAACAAACUAAACAAGGACACACUUUGCCUUCUUCUGAAGGUUCAUGGGGAUGCUGUAGUUUCAUUUCCCCUGUAUUAUGAGGCUCUCAAAUUUUCCCACCACCGGGAAAAGAUGAUUCAGACAGCUAUCCGUGCAUUAACUCUCAGUAUAUAUAAUGUUAGUGAUGAUAUGGUUUAUCAAUAUAUAACUGGUCCUCCAGUCUCAAAGUAUUUCUCAGACUUGGUUGCAAGCUUAAGAGAGCAAUUCUUUCAUCUAGAUUCCCUUGUCCAGGCAACUAAUGGGAGGCUUACAUAUCAGAAGAGAGAAGAACUUCUUUUGGAAACGGAUGAGAUCAUCGACGAUUUGUAUUACCUGAAGGAUAUGCUUGGUAUCGGUGACUCCCGUUUGAGUAGAGUAGUUAUGGAAAAUCUUCUUAGAGUAUUGGUCUUUCCCAUACUACUUCCACUACUGCAGUUGACGCAGAUUAAUGGCUCAAAUUUAUCUGUAGUCACGUCUUUCUAUACUGUUUCUCGUCUGCUUCAAGUCAUUGGUGGAAAAGGCAUGUUCGACUCUGUGGCUGGAAUCAUUUUAUAUCCUUACAUGGCCUCAAGUGUGAGAGUCUCUAUUGAAAGGGACUCAACAGAGAGCAUUGGUGAUGCUAAAUCUAUAUUCAACCAAUUGAGUGACAUGGAAAAAGUAGAAUCUUCUGAUUCUGAGGCUGAAGGAGCAGAAAGAAUUAGCUGCCCCAGAGAUACUAUCCCUGUCGACAGGAAUGGAAUACUAGCUCAUAUUUUCUCGGAGAGUUAUAGUCUAUUGCUAUCUUCACUGUUUGUAUUAUUUAUUUUAGCAGAAGCAAAAGAUCUUCAUCCACUGCUCUUUCGAAUGAUUGGAUUAAGUGGGAUGCAACAUAUGCUUGCAACAGAUGGAAAUACUGGAAAUAUCAUUGUGAUAUAUAGGGAUCAGAUUUUAAAUGCAUUAUUGAAGGUUUUAGCAAGUCAACCACCUUUCUCUAUACUAAUACAAUGGCAUACAGGGUGGUUCUUGCGGAAGCUAUUGAUUUUUCAAGGAAAAGGUCUUGGUUGUCAUAACACCCAGCUAUUCAAUGCCUCAUACCAGCAGUCUCGUGAAUACCUUCAAAAGGAACUUGAUGGAUGCUGGUUUGAUCAUAUCCCUGAGGUCUUAAGAAAUGAAUGGGCAGGCUGUAAAGCAGCUCUGGAGGAAUCAUCCCAAUGUAAAGAUCCUUUUUUUGUCUUAGAGCUUGACUCUAGCCAACAAAAUACUGAUGGUGAAACAACGUCCUACCUUGCGUGGCAGAGGAUGGUCGACACUGUGAAGGUUUUCAUUCUACAUCUUCAGCUUAAAUCAUGUAUUCUCAAAGGAGAACUGCUUGAAGAACCUAUGCUGAACUUAAGCAGUGCAGUGGCUGACUCUGGCAAAACCCAUGCUUCAGAUGUUGCAUCUGCAAGCUUUGGGUCAGAGGUUCCUUUAGGAUCUGGAAUACCUUGUCGAAUCGCAUUUUCCAAUGCAGGAAUUCGGGAUAUCUACUUGAUACCUGUGGCAAGGAAAACAUCAGGAAAAUUACUUCUUGCAGAGAAGCAUCCUUUCCGCAGUCAUCGAGGAACGGUACUUGCUAUUGCACCAUUGGCUGGGUCGAAUCCGAAGGUAGAUGAGGACCAUCCAACAUGGUUGCAUCUUCAGAUAAGAGAGUUCGAACCAAAAUUCCGUACUAAAUUUAGAGGAUAUCAUGCAGCGAAGUCCAAUCACAUUGUUGAUGGCAGAUGGACGCUUGGUUUUUCAGAUGCAAAGGCUUGCGCGGCUGCUAGAUCAUCAGUACUUGAGGAAACUCGGAAGCUGAGAUCCUCUGUUGAGAGCUUACUUGCUCCUCUACUGCAAAAUAACUGUCUAGGAAAUUUAUCAGAGAGCGAAGAUGACUGAAUCAUUGUUUUUUUUUUUAAUGGUUGUAAGUUAGCUCGCAACAACUUCAAUUUAAUAGUUGUCUUUGUUUUCUUUCCGUUCAAUUUUGCGACUUCCCACAUAAGGCUGAGGUUCAUAAUAAUACAUCACCUAUCAUCAUCAAUCAUGCUAUAAGUAAAGUUGAGACCUUGUAGCAGUUCUAUUUUUCAACAAUACUGAAGACAGAAAUGUAUUAUAUCAAUUAGAUUAUUAGAAUACGUACAAAUAUGUAGAUUCAUAAUCAAUGGAAAUUCAUCUCUGUUAA